AUGGAAACGCAAGGGAGAGCAGUCAUUCGCCGACUGGCUGAUAACUUUUCUGUUUAUUUUCUUCUUCUUCUUUUUCGUCUUCUUUUUUUUCUUCUUCUCUCUCUCUCUCUCUCUCUCUCUCUCUCUCUCUCUCUCUCUCUCUCUCUCUCCCAGGUAUCUGAUCCCUUUGGUAUUUUCUUUGCCUUUUAUAUUUUUCUAUUUCUCUCUCUUUUUCUCUCAAACGUAGUUGGUCUCUUUUUGUUUUCUCUUUACCUUUCUAUUUCUUUCUUUCUUUCUUUCUUUCUUUCUUUCUUUCUUUCUUUGAUUUGUACUAUCCCAUUUUGCCCUUUAUUUAGCCCCCUCUCACUCUCUCUCUCUCUCUCUCCAAUAUCUUCUAUCGCUUUUUAUUCUUUCUUUGCCUUUCUCUCUCAAGUCUCCGUUAACCCUUUUCGUUCUCUCUUUGCAUUCCGCCUUCGCUCUCUUUCCUUCCCUCUUCUCUCUCUCUGA
Messenger RNA from Acanthosepion pharaonis, 486 nucleotides. Lineage: Eukaryota; Metazoa; Mollusca; Cephalopoda; Sepiida; Sepiidae. The record is from the annotation of a GenBank genome assembly.